AUGAGACAUGCUGUCGUCUUGAAUGCGACCAAGCGAAUACCAUUGCGAAGGAGCAUCCACUCAUCGAUAAAACACAGCUCCGUUCUUGAGCCCCGGUUAGAAGAUCAUGGUAAGGUCAUUCGCGACGAAUACUCGGUGAUUCGCAAUGACUACGGUUCGUUCCCCUUUCCCAUGCGCCACAAAGCUCUCUGCUCACCGUUCGUCCAUAUAGCGGCGCCAAAACACCCCGUCGUUCUCGCGCACGGUCUGCUCGGAUUCAGUGAAUUGCGCCUCGCCGGUCCAUAUCUCCCCGGUGUCCAGUACUGGCGCGGAAUAAAGGAGGCGCUCUCCGCGCGAGGAAUUGAGGUGAUCACGGCCACAGUGCCCCCAUCCGCAUCAAUUGAGGCGCGCGCAGAGGAACUGGCCCGAAUCAUUGAGACUGACGCGCGCAGGAAGGACGUCAAUGUCAUUGCACAUAGCAUGGGCGGGCUUGAUUCACGAUAUAUGAUCAGCCGUCUCCAGCCCCAGAAAUUCAAAGUACUGUCGCUAACCACGAUUGCGACUCCGCAUCGAGGCUCGGCCGUGGCGGACUAUGUGUUUGAAACGAUAGGAGGUUUGUUUGCCCGAUCCAGUCUGUUCAACGCCGAAGCUCAUACCAUUACAGCCGAUCGCCUUCCGCAGAUCUACUAUGCACUCGACCGUCUAAAGGUUGAGACGGGUGCCUUUGAACAACUAACCCGGAAGUACAUGGGGGAAACCUUUAACCCGAACACGCCUGACAUAGACACUGUCCGCUAUUUCUCGUAUGGUGCCGCCGUGGAACCGAGUAUUUGGUCCAUCUUCCGGCUCUCCCAUCGCAUCCUAGCUGAAGCCGAAGGCCCCAAUGACGGCCUCGUCAGUGUCGCCAGCAGUCACUGGGGAGGCGAGCUGGGGUACAAGGGAACCCUGAUGGGGGUCAGCCACCUCGACUUGAUCAACUGGACCAACCGACUCAAGUGGCUAGCUGGGGAAGUAACCGGUAACCGACAGCAGUUCAACGCGAUUGCGUUCUACCUGGACAUCGCAGACAUGCUGGCCAAGGCGGGCCUGUGA
Molecule: messenger RNA, 1071 nt
Organism: Penicillium riverlandense
Lineage: Eukaryota; Fungi; Ascomycota; Eurotiomycetes; Eurotiales; Aspergillaceae
Product: triglyceride lipase
Exons: 7
Coding region: 1-1071 (356 amino acids)
Molecular function (GO): triacylglycerol lipase activity
Source: RefSeq, a predicted model, not a curated record